CUCCGUAUUCUGGAGAUUAUAUAUAAUGCUCUAAUUCAAGAUGUCAUAAUUACAAAGCGACACAUAUAUUAUCAAGACGUUGAGCUCUUCGGUUCUCAGCAGGCCGUGGACGAGGUUAUUGAGAACAUAUGCUAUAAAUACAGUGUUCCUAGACAUAAUUUAAACAUAGUAAGGAAUCAUAAG
Messenger RNA from Umbelopsis ramanniana AG, 183 nucleotides. RefSeq lists its product as uncharacterized. Gene Ontology annotation, biological process: reciprocal meiotic recombination; meiotic DNA double-strand break processing; meiotic DNA double-strand break formation. The record is from RefSeq and is a predicted model, not a curated record. The annotation marks the transcript as partial. Lineage: Eukaryota; Fungi; Mucoromycota; Umbelopsidomycetes; Umbelopsidales; Umbelopsidaceae. Gene Ontology annotation, molecular function: ATP binding; DNA topoisomerase type II (double strand cut, ATP-hydrolyzing) activity; DNA binding. Gene Ontology annotation, cellular component: nuclear chromosome. The transcript is spliced from 2 exons.